GCAGAAUCGCUGCGUUUGCGCAGUAGUGACUUGGGAACAUCGAAUGCUAGUGCUGUGAAAGUGCCUUUAUACUGUGACGCCACGAAAAUGAAGUUAAUCUUCCUCUUCGUGGUACUGAUCUACAGCAACAUAUCGCAAGGAGCGGUGGACGUAGAAAAAACGGUGAAACAAGUAGAGAGUAUAUUAAAAACCAAUACCCUAUUACCAAGACUAACACGAGAUGAAAUAUUACAACUACUUAAUGAUUUAAGAGAUGAAGAUGCGAAAAACACUAUACAACUAAGUAAAAUGGAAAACGAAGAAAGUAAACACCAAGAAAUUACAACACAAACUCAGGUGUUAAAUAUAACAACUUUGCCACCAGCAGAUGUAACAACUGUUGAAAGUACAACUAAAAGUGGUAGCACCAAACUAGCAGUAGUCCUCCCAUAUACCCCUCGUGAUGGAUCAUCGUUACAAGAAUUAUAUACAAGACCACCUCGUGUUGAAAUUGUACAAGAACCUAAGGUAACAAAGAGACCACCAACUACACCAAAGUCUGCAGAAAACACCAAGGCGAACAAUUUAAACGACAUCUUCAAACAAGAUUUCCCAGCGGAGUUACAAGCAUUUCUAAAAGCGCAUGGUUUGGAAGGAAAACCAGGCCAAGACAAUUUUUUGUUGCCCCUAGAUGGUUUUAAACCUUUACCACCUCCAGCCAAGGUCGUGGAUGGAUCUAUUGAAUUACCUGAAAGUAUAUUGCUAGCUUAUGACUUGAUAUCACCAUCAGAUACCAAAUCUACUUCAACUAAAACUAGUGUUGCUUCUCAAACUAAUUUCUUAUAUGAUCCGUUACCACCACAAUAUCCAUUCGAAUUAGAAACAUCGCCAUCUGAAAUAAAGGAUACAAUAUUCCCUUAUGAUAUGCCAAAACCUAGAAAGCCGAAAGCAGUCACCGCAACGCCAAACUACGAGCCUAUAGAUUAUGAUUCAGUGAAAGUUAUACCGCUAAACAAGGGUCCAAGUCCGAUAGAUGAUGAAAAAAUCAUUUUUAACUUAGAACAAAAUAAAAGGCAGACUAAUGAAAGUACGAAUAACAAAGAUUCUGCCAAUGAUAUAAUUACUACAGAAGUGGCAACUACUGUAGCAAGUGAGUUUAAAGAUGCUGUACCCGCGGCAGAUAAUGACCAGGGUGCAUCGAUUUCUGAUCUAGAAGAUUCUUUUGGAGGUGCAGCACCUGAGGUACCAGGAGAUUCAGUAUUACCACCACCACGAAAAAAUGGAUUUUAUUGGAUGUUAGAUUGGAAUAGUUUUCUUGAAGUAGGCGAUGGUGAUUCGAAAGUCAACAUUCGUUUUGAACCAAAAUUAGGAGAUCCACAAAUGUUUUUACCAGUAAAUGUUCCUUGAUAUACUUUCAAAUACAUUAGAACAUCUGAGUAGUUGUCUAGUCUGAUCUGGUUUAAGUAAUUCCACAGCUUUCUCUAGACUAUUUUAUAUUCUACUCCAAAGGUUACUGCCAUAUUCAUUGACAAAUGAAAUAGAAAUAUACUUGAAAUAAUAUAUAUAAAUAUAUCUUUACAACAAACAGCAAAAUAGAUCUUGUAUAUAAAACAAAUUAGAAAUAAGACUUAGAAAUAAACGUUCAUUCAUGUGGUUGGUAAACUAUUAGUAAAUUUAGAAUAGGUUAUAGUGUACCAAAAAAAUUUUUGUAAAAUUUGUAUUUUAUAAAUUAAAUAAUAUACAAAUUAAAAA
This is a messenger RNA of Papilio xuthus (Asian swallowtail), 1731 nucleotides long. Lineage: Eukaryota; Metazoa; Arthropoda; Insecta; Lepidoptera; Papilionidae. The record is from RefSeq and is a predicted model, not a curated record.